AUGUCCCGCUCCAAGGCCGAUCCCUCCGACGCCGGCUCCUUCGCUGGCGCCAUGUUCACCUCCGAUCGCCUCAACGAGCUCCACAUCAAGGAUCAUGUGCCCGUCAUCCUCGACCUCGACUCGCCGUCCUACAAUGCAUGGCGCACCUACUUCGCACUGUUGUUCCGCUCCUACCGUCUCAUCGAGCACGUUGAUGGGAGCAUCGACUUCCGCGACAUGAAGGACGAUGAUGAGUGGCUUGCCGUGGACGCCUGCAUCGUCAAGUGGCUCUUCCUCACCAUCUCCCAAGGUCUCUUCAACAUGGUGAACUCCCGUGACCCCUUGGUGUACGCCAUGUGGACACGGUUGUGCGACCUCUUCCUCGACAAUCAACUCCAACGCCGCGUCUUCCUCCAAGGGGAGUUUUUCACUAUGCAGCAAAACGAUCUUUCGAUCGGUGAGUACUGCACGCGACAGAAGGUUCUCACCGACGAGCUGCACGACGUCGGCAUGACCAUCGACGACUCCGUCCUCCUUACAAACCUCCUUCGCGGCCUCCACCCCGACCUUGGCUAG
Messenger RNA from Aegilops tauschii subsp. strangulata, 555 nucleotides. RefSeq lists its product as uncharacterized. The record is from RefSeq and is a predicted model, not a curated record. NCBI's taxonomy places the organism in Eukaryota, Viridiplantae, Streptophyta, Magnoliopsida, Poales, Poaceae.